Molecule: messenger RNA, 4543 nt
Organism: Sebastes umbrosus (honeycomb rockfish)
Lineage: Eukaryota; Metazoa; Chordata; Actinopteri; Perciformes; Sebastidae
Exons: 8
Coding region: 1247-2938 (563 amino acids)
Source: RefSeq, a predicted model, not a curated record
CUCCUCUCUCUGUCCCUCUGGCAUGUCAGAGCUUGCAGACAGAGGACGAGAGAGAGAGAGAGAGAGAGAGAGAGAGAGAGAGAGAGAUCAGGAGGGAGUGAGCAGACUGAAGCUGAGCAGUGAGCGGGUUGAGCAGCAGGACUACUUCUGGACGAUCCAGUCUCAAGUGUCACUGAGAGCAAACAGUCUGAAGGACAAGCUGGUUGUCCCAAAAGAAAGAAGACCAAGAACCAGGACCUGUCCUCUGAGAACUGAGUCUCGCACAUGAGGACAACAUUUUUCUGACUCCAGGAUGAUCUAUCACCUUCCAAACCAACACAGAGCCUGAAGCUGCUCUGUCCGGGUCGGCUGAAUAAAUCAUUCCCCCCGAAAGAGGAAUAAAGAAGAAGAAGAGGAGGGGGAGGAAAAGUCAGUCCAUCAACAAAAGACAAGAACAACCAAAAAAGUCUAAAUUGGCGCCUUUGGGGACUUCUGGAUAUAUUGUCCCCUCUGAAAACCAGAAGAAAAGAGGAAUAAAGAGGAAAAAGUGACGCGAGGAAAGAAGGAAAAGGGUUUCAUUGUGGAACAACCAAAAGAGGAUGUUGGUGUCUGUUGCAUCCACUCAGAUGCAAAGAAGAGAAGAUAAUAUAUAAAUAAAUAAUAUAGAAAUAGGAAAAUAGAGAUUGAGUAGAAGAAAAGCACAACCACAAGUGUCUGGUUUUGUUUUUCUGUCAUCCUAUUAUUGAUCAAAGAUGUUGUAGUGUGUCCACCUCACUCUCUCAAGUCCGGAUAAAGAAAGAAGGAAGAAGGAAUAUCAGCUUUUCAGCUGAAAAAAAAUCAUUUUCACUUUUUAGUUGGAGAUUUUAAUGAAUUAUUCUGAACCAGAUGGAAGAAAACAACUAAAAGAGUCUGAAUUUGCAGGAAACGUUCAAGGACCAACCAAAAAAAGUCAAAGGAAGCUACAGAAAUGCAGAAGUGAAGAGUCAAGAGGGAAGGAAUAAAAAGGAUACAGAGAAAUAAAGGGAAAAGGGAGUAAAAAAAGAGGACAAGGAGGUUUGAAGCGGACACAGAGAAGAAAAGGAAUAUUCAAGGGGAAAAAGGGAGAAAAGGAUGAACCAAGAGGAAAAGGAAGAGUAAAGGACAAAUCAAGAGAAUAGGGAGACUAAAGAAGAAAAACAGGAAAGAUAAAAGGGAGGACUAAAAGAAACAAGAAUCCAGUUUAAAGGGGAAAUCAAGAGUAAAGGACCAGAAGGAUCCAGGUGUGACAAUGAGGCUACUGGUGCUUCUUGCGGCUCCUCUCUCCAUCCUCGUCCUCCAAAUUGCGGCGGUGGCCCCGGCAGGCGGCAUGGCCCCGGGCCGGCUGGAGCGCUGGGUCCGCUCGGGCCUCCAGUCGCUGCAGUGGGACCAGCUGGACCGGUGCCUCCGCAUGUCCUCCCUCUCUGAGGCGGAGUGCAGGCGGCUCGCCCACCUGCCACCGUCCGCUGUGGCUGUUUACGUAUCGGAGCCACGCACGGCUGCAGGUACCUCAGACAAAGUUGUGGCCAUCCUGCCGGACUCCUCCGGUGGCUCGAUGAGCUCCAAACCACGGGGAGGUUUCAGCGUCAGCCAGGUGCUGAACGGAGGGGAAGGUCCCCACAGACGCCAGCAGCCUUUCCCCGGCUCCACGGCCCACGAUGCCGUGCUGGUGCUGGAUCCGAGCCCCGGGGAGAACUUUGGACACCCUGUGGUCCUCUUCUACGUGGAUGUGAAUGUGACGAAGAAGAGAUGCUCCCACCUGGAUGGCAUUUACCUGGGUGAGGAGUGUCUGACUCUGGCUUUGAAGGGUCGCUGUCAGAACCAGCUGAAGCGUCGACAAUCCGGGCCAGAGAGGCUUAUGGGUAACGGACAUGGUCGGCUGGCCGGCGGGGCACUGCGCAGCAGUAUUACCACUAGCGGUAGUAGCCGUCUGGUGGAGCGGGCCGUUGGAGGGCUCUGUGAAGUCCACUUCCUUCCACUGGUGGUCAGAGUCAGAGACAGCAACCGAACGCAGAGACUCAGAUGUGUUGACCACGCAGAGUUUGCCAGGUGCCCUCAGCCACUGCCAAUGGACUCUCCCAGUUUACCCGUCUCAAGCUGUGAGCUAAAUAAAAACACCAGACGCUGCCACCAGCAACCGCUGGCCACUCACCUCUCCUGCCGACUCUACCAGACCUGUGACCACGCUGUGCUCAUCUCAGGUGGCUGGCAGCAGCAGAUGACAUUCCAGCGUCAUGUUCAGAACCUUCAGAGGUUCUACAGGAUGCUGCAGAACAACGGCUUCCACAAAGAACAUAUCAAGACCUUCUUCGCCAGCAGCGGACAGCUUCCUGACGAUGUCGAGGGUGUUUACUCGGCGACGGAAAAAGCGGUGAUUCGUAACCACGUGUCGUACGUCUGCAGGAAGCAGCACUGCGCCGACACGCUGGUUCUCUACCUGAACUCACCAACACGCAACGAUGGCACCAUGCUGCUGUGGGACGCCAACCUCAACGGCAUUGCCGACCUGAAGGAGCGAUACUCCGUCAACGAACUGCUGGCCGACCUGGCCGGCUGCAGGGCGACUCGCGUGUUGCUGUUUGUGGAUCAGAGCUACAGCGGCGUUCUGUCCAAGAGGCUGCGAGGGUCCCAGAAACACCUCAACGUGGUUCUGAUCCAGAGCCAGACACGGCAGACCCACAACCACCAGAGGUUGAACCCUGGCUGGGACGAGAGCAGCUGGUCCUACAUCAGCCCUGCCAGCUGCCUGCUGGACCACCUGGGGAAGAGUGCCGGGAUGUCUCGCCUCCUGGAGCCGUGGGCGGGCCUUUUAAACGUGACGCUGGCCGGUGCCCCCUGCAAUGCCACGCCGCCUCUGACCGACGGCGAGAUGCGGCGGGAGUACCAGGGCUGCCAGAACCUGCCGACCGCGCUCUGGCACCAGAAACACAGGAGGACCAACUGAGAGAGAGAGAGACACUGAGACUGACUGGGAGAGAGAGAAUGACUGGGAAUGAAUGGGAAACAAAUGAAUUAUGGACACACACACACACAAACACACACAGACCAUACGCAUGUUAGUUGGUGAGUUAACUUAGGACUUUAGCUUCAGUGUGCUUGGUGGACACUGGCGUGUGUGUUUUCUGUCCUAACUCAGACAGUAACCAUGGCGAUGACAGCUCAUCCCAACGGGAGUGUCCUGAACACCAUGUGAACAGUGUUUGUGAGUUCAGCAAGAGGACAACCACUCUCUUAGACCAUUGCUAGCUAUCGCUCAGGUCUCUGUGUGUGCGUGUGUGUGUGUGUGUGUGUGUGUACGCCACAUCUCCUGGGCACUUAAACAUUUCAGAGCCAAUCAUCUUUCUCUAUUUUUAUCUUUACGACUGUUAUUUCUUCUUCUUUCUUUUCAGCUACCUUCCUCCCAACAUUUCCUCUCUCGAUAUCCUCCUCUAACCUCCACUCUACUUUAUUUCCUUCUUACCUCCAUCUCAUUUUCUUCCUUUCCUCCCCUUCUCCGUUUCCCUCCUCCUCUCCCUCUCCUGUGUUUCUUUUGUUUUUUCCUCUCUUUUUCCUCUUUUCCUCUGUCUUUUGGCUGUCAGUGUCUCUUUCCCUUGUUCUGACGGUGUUUGAAAAGGUUGAAUACUGGAAUCAUUUAGUCACAAGACACCAGAACUGAAAAACCCUAAAAGACACGGUGAGUUUUGUGCAUUUACAGUUGCUACUGCACAACCAACCUGAGUGAUGAGGUUGUUUAUAACCAGGCAGGUUAUAAACUAAUCCACAGUUUAAUUCUAGUCAAGUCAUAUCAUGAUCACCAACAGGAAGCCUACAAACCAAACCAACAAGAGUAAAAUCAAGGUUGUAAUUUUACAUUUAAGCAGAGUGGUGUCUGAAGUCUGAAUUUAUUUUGAAGAUGUAGAGAUGGAGGACUUCUUGUGUCUUAACCUGAGGAGGAGGGAAAGAGAGAGACACUGAGACAGCGAGGAAACUAAAGACAAAAACUGGUUGGCAGUGAUCAUGAUUAAGAUAUGAAGCACUGAGACUGCCCUCACUGCUACACAGACUGGCUAUGGCAUUUUAAUAAGGGCACAACUUGUGAGUGUGUGUGCGUGCUCAAUGACAUAGACAGGCAUCACAUGAAACAUGCACACGUUCUAAUAUUAACCCAUCCCCACACUAACAACGUACAUGUCGUCCUCUACGUUUGGUGGUACAUUGUGAUAUUUGUGUGUACAUUACCAUAACCAUAUUAUAUACUGUACCACAGAGCCCAGUGUACAUCUCAGUCCCUCCCUGCUGUGUUGUGUACUGAUGUCUGUUGUUGUACUGAACUGUUUUACAUUAGACAUUUGUUCAUUCAAGACAUGGAAGUUGAUUGGGAGAACAAUUUUUGCAAAUGCGUGGGACAUUUUUGGGACCAGAACUUGUCCAACAAGUUGACUUAUGUGCAUAUUCACAGUUUGUGUAAUGAUCUGUACAGAGUAUGAGAUGUAAUUUAGCAGAAAUGUUUCUAGUUGCAUGCAGCAAAUCACACAAUCUAGUCAAUAAAGUACUUUUAGAAACCAGUGAA